Messenger RNA from Rhineura floridana, 2288 nucleotides. RefSeq names its product enolase 2 (gene ENO2). The record is from RefSeq and is a predicted model, not a curated record. Gene Ontology annotation, cellular component: phosphopyruvate hydratase complex. The coding region runs from base 123 to 1427 and encodes 434 amino acids. Lineage: Eukaryota; Metazoa; Chordata; Lepidosauria; Squamata; Rhineuridae. The transcript is spliced from 12 exons. Gene Ontology annotation, molecular function: phosphopyruvate hydratase activity; magnesium ion binding. Gene Ontology annotation, biological process: glycolytic process.
GCCACUGGCUCAGAGGACGUAUCAAGUCCCGUAGCCUUGCUCUCACCAUCUAACUCUUCUUAGCGGUGCUGCCUUGGCUAGCCUUCCUACUGCUGCUCUAGGAAGGAAAGACCAAUCCCACCAUGUGUAUUGAGAAGAUUCACGCUCGUGAGAUCCUGGACUCCCGUGGGAAUCCUACCGUUGAGGUGGAUUUGUACACUGCUAAAGGAAUGUUCCGGGCAGCUGUCCCCAGUGGUGCUUCUACUGGCAUCUACGAAGCUCUGGAACUGCGUGACAAUGAUAAAUCCAGAUUCCUUGGAAAAGGGGUCCUGCAGGCGGUGGACCACAUCAACAGCACUAUCGCCCCUGCUCUCUUGAGCGCUGGUCUCUCAGUAGUGGAGCAAGAGAAGAUAGACAACCUCAUGCUGGAGCUGGAUGGAACAGAGAAUAAAUCCAAGUUUGGAGCGAAUGCCAUCCUGGGUGUUUCCCUGGCUGUGUGCAAAGCAGCUGCUGCAGAGAAAGAUGUUCCUCUGUAUCGACAUAUUGCUGACUUGGCUGGAAAUUCAGAUCUCAUUCUGCCAGUACCUGCCUUCAACGUGAUCAAUGGGGGCUCCCAUGCUGGAAACAAGCUGGCCAUGCAGGAGUUUAUGAUCUUGCCUGUUGGGGCCGAGAGCUUCCGGGAUGCCAUGCGCAUCGGUGCUGAGGUCUAUCACAAUCUCAAGAGUGUGAUCAAGGACAAAUAUGGUAAAGAUGCCACCAAUGUGGGUGAUGAGGGAGGCUUUGCUCCUAACAUCCUGGAGAACAGUGAAGCUUUGGAACUCCUCAAGGAAGCCAUCGAGAAAGCUGGCUACACUGACAAGAUUGUGAUUGGCAUGGAUGUGGCUGCAUCGGAAUUCUACAGAGAUGGCAAAUAUGACUUGGACUUCAAAUCCCCUGAUGACCCCAGCCGCUACAUCUCUGCUGAUGAACUGGGUGAUCUCUACCAAAGCUUUGUAAGGGACUACCCAGUGGUGUCAAUUGAGGAUCCUUUUGAUCAGGAUGACUGGGAGGCGUGGUCCAGGUUCACAGCCAAUGUUGGGAUUCAGAUUGUGGGGGACGACCUGACAGUGACCAACCCCAAGCGCAUUGAGAGAGCUGUCGAAGAAAAGGCCUGCAAUUGUCUUCUGCUUAAAGUCAACCAGAUUGGAUCAGUCACUGAGGCUAUCCAAGCCUGUAAACUGGCUCAGGAAAAUGGCUGGGGGGUGAUGGUGAGUCAUCGAUCAGGGGAGACUGAGGACACCUUCAUUGCUGACCUGGUGGUGGGACUCUGUACUGGGCAGAUAAAGACAGGAGCUCCAUGUAGGUCUGAGCGACUGGCAAAAUAUAAUCAGUUAAUGAGGAUUGAAGAGGAGCUUGGCGAUGAAGCCCGCUUUGCUGGCCACAACUUCCGUAACCCGAGUGUCCUAUAAACACUGCCCUUGGCACACUCUGGCUUGCCUGCUAAUUCCCAGUCCACAGACUCUGAGUGCCCCUUAGACCACAGCCUCCAUCUUUCCAGUGUCCUCUUUCUCCUCUUCCCAUUCCAGCUACCUCCUCUGGCCCCCACACUGGAAUUACCCCAAGACAUACCAAGAACGAAGCUUCCCCCUACCUGUCAUGGUGCUCCAAGCCAGCUUUGCGUAUGUUGCGCAGUGUCUGCUCUCUGGGCCUGCUUGAAUCCCAUGUAUAUCCAAGUGUAAAAGUGCUGUUACCAUGUUUGCCAGGAUGUGUGGCAAGGAUGUGCGUGACUGAAGUUUGUCCUAUGUUUCCACUCUUUUGUUGCCACUUGAAGUCUGUGCUUUGCUACUUGAUAUGACAGUGUUUAAAACUUUGUAGUGCAGAUUGCCAAUAGCUGGUUGCUCCGUGUGUGUGUGUGUGUGUGUGUGUGUGUUGUGUGUGUGUCCUAGUCUGUCCCUCCCAGCCUUCAAGUAUCCUUUUCAGUUUGGGGGGGGGGUGUGUGUGUGGUGCCAUACCUGUGUAUGCAGUAAGGUUGCAUCUGAUCUGAAAGUUGCGUUGAUUUGUGUUUUUCUGAAACACAAAGGCAAAGUUUGCUGCUGUGAUACACUGGGUCAUCGUGCCGUGUGCUUUGUGCGGUGUCGUGGGUCAGUGCAUUGUGGGUGUGAGGUUGUGAUCAGCACUCUGCUCAGACUGCUCUCUCUCUGGUUGUUCGGUCACACAGCGCUCUUAUCACCUGUUUCCCAUCUUGCUCUCCUCUCACUUCUUAUUUGACUUCCAGAAGUUUCACCUAAACUGAGAGAAAAAAAACCCAGAGAAAAAUCAAACAACAGAUC